Molecule: messenger RNA, 4494 nt
Organism: Xiphophorus couchianus (Monterrey platyfish)
Lineage: Eukaryota; Metazoa; Chordata; Actinopteri; Cyprinodontiformes; Poeciliidae
Product: bone morphogenetic protein 7-like
Exons: 8
Coding region: 1675-2703 (342 amino acids)
Biological process (GO): BMP signaling pathway
Cellular component (GO): extracellular region
Molecular function (GO): cytokine activity; growth factor activity
Source: RefSeq, a predicted model, not a curated record
AGGCGGUAUGGUGUUUGUGCUUGUUUUGUUACACUAGCAAACCUGCCUAGGGGCGCGGACCGGGUGGAGAGAAUGAAACUAGUUUUUGCCACCCCUCUUAUCAGCAGCGGGAUUCAAAAUGUUCACCCUAAGUCAACGGUAAAACAAUCGGACGUCGUGAGAACGUCCCACUCCGCGCAGCUAUAAUGGUGAACUUUUCACUUCAGUUAACGAGAUGUGGAAAUAUGUUUCCAAACACCAAAGGCACAUUCAUGCGGUUUCACAUUUGGAGAGUUCUGAGGCAGGAGCGGGAGAAAAAAAGACAAAAUACAGACAAUUAGUGGGUGGCAUUUCUUCUUUCGAGCUCACUUCGCCCAGCUGUUUUUCUCCACCGCAUUUGACUGAAGGCAUUGUUUCCUGGUGGCUUUGCAAUCGUUUCAAGACGUCCUUCCAAACGUGACACGCCGAUGCUGCCGAUGAUUUGAGAUGGGACAUAAAUGGCAAACAGGCACGCUGUAAAUAAACACUUCGGUGAGUGGUCGCGCUGUUAUGCGGUGCCAGCAAAAGCAGUAAGUCAUGACAGCGGUAAUCAGUAGGUGGGAGAUCUAACAAACCAGCACCCUCCGGUUGGAUUUCAUAAGCGCUCUGAUGAUUAAAGGCUGGUUGUGACAAUUGAUUUGGUCUACUUUUCAAAAAAACAAAAAUUAAUAAAAUCUCCUUAACGUGAGGUCUGUCUCAUAUUGUUAGGGGACGAUUAAUCGAAUAACCUUUCAGAAUCACUCCUUGAAAAUCCUAACAACUGAAGGACUGUUUAGUCAUUUUAACCUAUUAUUUUUGGUUGAAAACUUCACCCAGUGUUCUCCACAUGAACCGUAUGAAUUUAUGAUAUCUAGUGAAGAUGCAGCUGACGAGUUGCAGAAGAAUCGAGAAAUACCUUUUGAACCAAAGCAGGAAGAAACAAGCUUAGACGAUAGUAAAAUGGGUAAUUUUGAUAUUUACUUUAAUUGUGCUAUAAAACUUCAUGCACCUACUUAUUUAUUACUCGAUUUUAUGUGUGGUUUAUUUAAUGGUUGUCGUCGUUUUUUUUGCAUGAAUAUCAAACAUCAUAGUCAAAGUUUCCAGAAGGAGGCCGAGGCCACUUUCACCAGGAUGUUUGGAGUUCUACAUCAAUAAGAAAUUUCACAAUUCACUUCACUUAUCAAAUAAUAACCUUUCAUGAAGCGUAAUUACGACCUCAGACUUUGCGACGAAAUUGAUUUAGUGUAAAAAAAAAAAAAAAAAGAAAGAAAGAACAAAAGUCCAUAUAGGUUCAUUAUAGCCGUGUUGCUGUGUGGCCCCGCAGCGUCGGGAGCAAUCUGUAGUGUCGAAAUGUCUCCCAGAGGGAAGUUUGCAUAUCUGAGGUCUGAUCUGUGCAGCUAAUGGGCCCAAACGUAAACACACCAAGUCCUUACAAGCAAUUAUUGCUUUCAUAAAAUCACCCCUCGUUCCCCCUGCAGCAUUUAAUUGCGGUCAAACAAAUGACUAGCAGGGUUCAGAAUGCGGCACUCGGGGCUCCUGGCAUGUGUGUGUUUUUAUGUUGUUAAGAGGAGUUUUUAGAGGACUGUGAGUCAUCGUGCGGUGCCGUAAAAGAAACGUUCCGGAUUUUUGUUUCUUCUUCUUCUUUUUUAACGUCAGGGGCCAUGACAAGAUGUAAGGAUGUUCCUCUCAGAUAUCCGCAAACCGUCCGCGGGAUCUCCGGAUGAUGUCAUCGUCGAUGGGGAUCGUGACCUCCUGGACCGGACGCACGCGCAGGCGUUUCGGUUCGAUAUUUCCCGUAUUCCAGAGGGCGAGGCCAUCACUGCCGCAGAGUUCAGGAUCUACAAGGAUUUCAUCCGGGAGCGUGACGGGAACGAAACCUUCCGAGUCAGUGUCUACCAAGUCGUCCAGGAGCCUCCAGACAGACAACCCCAAACAGACCCGAAGGCAGCAGGACAAGCCAUCCUGACGUCUGCAAGCAGCUCAAUUGUCUUUGAAAUUCCUUACAAAGAUGAGAGCGAUGUGGCACUGCUACUUCUGGAUCAGCGAGACGUUUGGGCUUCAGAUGACGGAUGGCUUGUGUUUGAUCUGACCGCUACCAGCACCCUGUGGCAGCUCAGCCCUGAGCAGAACCUGGGACUGCACCUGGUUCUCGAGGACAACAACAGCCAGAAGAGGAAUCCCAGAAGAGCUGGGCUGCUGACUGGGAGUGAGCCUAAAGACAAGCAGCCCUUUCUCGUUGUGUUUUUUAAAGUCAACGAGGUGCGGUUCCGUGGCGCUCGCUCAGCCCCCGGCCAAAAAGGACGGCAGUCAAACCGCUCCAAACAACAGAAGGCGGUCCAAGAAGCACUGAGGGCAGCAGAGGCCGGAACUGAUGCCUUCGGAUUAUCAAAAGAGGGCUGUAAGAAACACGAGCUCUAUGUCAGUUUCAGAGACUUAGGGUGGCAGGACUGGAUAAUAGCGCCGGAGGGCUACGCUGCGUAUUACUGUGAGGGCGAGUGUGCUUUCCCUCUCAACUCCGACAUGAAUGCCACCAAUCACGCCAUCGUGCAAACUCUGGUGCACUUCAUCAACCCGGAGACAGUCCCCCAGCCCUGCUGCGCCCCAACGCAGCUCAAUGGCAUCUCGGUGCUGUACUUUGACGACAGCUCCAAUGUCAUCCUCAAGAAGUACCGCAACAUGGUGGUCAGAGCCUGUGGCUGUCAUUAAAGUUUUUUUUAAUGCCUUUUGCCCGACUUCUGCAAGUGUAAAAGAAUGUCAUGAGGCAGAAAGAGGAGUGGAGUGGCUGGACGCAAGAGAAGAUGGACUCUCUGGUCUGCAAACGCUUGAGCCAAAGUGGUGAAUCACUAUGACAAGGAGCAGCUACAGCAGACUGUCUAAAAGGAGAAAAUUUCAGACUUUUGAAGACUUUUCGAGCACAAACCAAACUUAGAGGAAGUUAACAGUUUGCAGAGAUUGGAUCUGAAGCAUCACAUACUGAAUUUGCAGUCUUCUGGAUGAAUCUGGGUUUCCUGGGUCAGGUGUGCGACGUUUGACAGCUGCCCACACUGCACAGCCAAAAAAUUUGUCACGCCGGAUCGCCUUUAGCUUUACGGCACUCGUCGUCUGAAAACUUCUGCAGUUUGUCCAGAUUUGCCUAACUUUUGUACCUCCAUAUUUUAGAGAUGAUGGGAGAGUCACACUGCUCUGCACAUCCCAAACAUUCUCUGUUGAGUUAAGGUUUGACCGCACGCAACUACUCUUGCACAAUUUGAACCCAAUGGAUCCUUGGAUGAUUGCUUUUUUAAAAAAAAAAAUUUUUUUUAAGGGGACACAGCUGUUUAAUUCUAAUCCCUUGAUUUUCCUUCGCGUUGUGCGUGUGGAAAUGUUUUUUUACUUUUACAACUGAACAUAGCCUUGAGUUGUUUCAUUUUUUAACAAUUUAAUUUCAUGAAAAGCUUAAAGCCACAGGAUGUAACUUUUACAAAAGUAAUUUUUUUCCGUAUUUGUUAUGAAACGAUCAAACUCCUCCCAGUGCUGCCGUUGCUGUCUGAAGAGAUGCACCGCUCCCAGUCAAAAACAACCAAUCAGAGACAGGAGAAGGGUCUUAGUGCUGUCUAUCAUCCUCGUCUACGUGCUGCUAAAUGUGUUAAUGGCGGAGAAACAAUUUACCGUUCCAGGAAAACCAUUUAUCCACCAUCAUCGAAGCCCAUGUUAGCUAGCCUCAGCAUUCAUGGCAGGCUAUGUGGUCAACCAGUCUAGAGAGAAAGGGGAAGGGUGUGAGUGGCAUUCGUACAUGAGUGAUUGACAGCGCUAAGACCCUCCUUCGGGCUCUGAUUGGCUGUUUGUGUGGUGUAUUUCUGCAGUUAGUACUGGGAACACUGGGAGAAGACAGAGGAGAAAGUUUAUCACAGAUUAUCUGUCACAGGGUGAUAACUUAAACAAAUAUGUAAAAACAUCUUUUUCUAUAUGUACAUACAUAUAAAAGCGACAUACCUUAGCUUUAAGUAAUCUUUUUCUAUGAAAGAAAACAAUCGUGAUCAUUUUUUCCAAAAAUAUUUUUUACAUAAAAAUGAUGGUUCUUCUUAAUAUUGAUCCCAAUUUUAAAAAUGCAUUGGACGGUUGUUGACUCCAUUUCAGUAGUUCCAGCGAUCAUUUGCCUUUGCUUGAUACAGGCCAAUAAUUUGAGCUUCCUGGAGCCCAUCGCCACAUUUUCCAUGAUGCGUUUUCUUACAUGGUUGUUCAAGAAAUGAGAUACUACUCAUCGCACUACUGAGGGUAAAUAACUUGCCACCUGCUUUAAACUUACAAUCCACGCUGUAAUUAUCCGGUGGGAGGCUCUUACCUAUUUUCUUUGUUAAGUCCAGUUGACGACAUGUUUUCCACCUGGCAGUGUAGAUGGACAAGGUUGCAGUGAUUCAUCUUUAUAGUGUCCAUUACCUGUAAACAACAGUUGCCCUGAAGUAUCAAACCAAAGCUGCAGAGGUUUAACUUUGCCUGAUUAAAAAGGUCAACUGGAAA